Messenger RNA from Drosophila grimshawi, 3002 nucleotides. RefSeq names its product actin cytoskeleton-regulatory complex protein pan1. The transcript is spliced from 4 exons. Bases 446 to 2332 code for a protein of 628 amino acids. Gene Ontology annotation, biological process: protein transport to vacuole involved in ubiquitin-dependent protein catabolic process via the multivesicular body sorting pathway. NCBI's taxonomy places the organism in Eukaryota, Metazoa, Arthropoda, Insecta, Diptera, Drosophilidae. Gene Ontology annotation, molecular function: protein binding. The record is from RefSeq and is a predicted model, not a curated record. Gene Ontology annotation, cellular component: ESCRT-0 complex.
AGUAUUUAACAAUUAUUGUAUUGUAAUAUACGUUAAUAAUUCUUAGUGCUUGUGUAAAGUGCGGAAUAUCGAUCAGAAAGUGCCGCCAUCGACUGUGUAGCAGCUGCAAUUAUUGCAGCUGUGUUUUUCGUGUUUUAUUGUUGUCGAUGUUGUGUGUUGUUGUUUUUGUGACAGACGCACACACACACACGAUCACAUUCUGGCUAGUUUUAGUGAAACAAGCGCGGCAAAAAAAAAAACCUUAACGAUUCUGUGUUUGUGUGUGGCGAGUAUUAGUCAUUUUGGCCUGGCCUGGUCUUGGGCCUAGUCUUUGACGCUUGUUGCUGUCAACCCGCAACACUUUUGGAGCGCAUCAGCCAUCAAAUCAAAAUCAACAACCACAUCUACAAAAAAGCCGUUGCGCUCAAAGGCAAAAAAAAAUAUAAAAAUUUCAGCUAAAGGCAGCAUGACCAUACCGUCGAGACCCGCACCAGCACCGCCGGGAUCACGUGGACAAAGCGCUGCGGCCGGAGCGAAUGCGAGUCUGGAGCAGUUGCGUCUGCAACUGCAACAGCAACAGCUGCAGCAGCAGCAAUCAACUAAUGGUGGGCUACAGAAGCUGAGCAUUAAGCUGCCACCGCCACCGAAGGGUCACAUGCAGCAGCCACAACAGCAACAAGUUCUCCAUAAGCGAUCGGCCAGCAACAGCAGCAACAACAAUGGUUUCUUUGAUGUGGAAGGUGGGAGCGGCAUAACCCGUAAAUUUCCCCAGGCGCGCUAUACGCCAGCCACCAACUGGAAUGAUGCACCUUUCGACAGUGGCAUUCCCUCUUUUACUGCUGCUGGCAACAACAACUUCAAGAAAAUGCCGCCGCCGCGACCGCCACCGCCCAAAGUGCAAGUCAAUGGGCGCAAGCUGGCUAGCUUAAGCACAGGCAAUGCCGGGGGUGGUGGAGGUGGUGGUGUGGGCGGUGGCAUCAUUAGCAACAUAUUCCAUCGCAAAAAAACAACUACGGCAACUUCAACGGCUGCUGCUUCCAAGGCCGCAGCACAAAAUCGUGUCUACGGCCUGAGCAGCGGCAUUGGAACAGCUGGAACUGCAACCGCUUCCAACAGCAGCAGCAACAGCUACACAACAAACUCAAACACAUACGAUUGGAAUGCAGCAUGGAAUACAGCGAGUACAACGACGACGAUGACAGCAACGACGACGGCAACGAAAGCAUCGAGCACCAGCCUCAACAAUCAGCGUGAGAUGGACGCACAGCUGAUCAGCUUCGAUUCGCCGCCUUCGUCGCCGACCUUCACCCAGAAAUCGAACAGCGAUUGCGUCAGCGUCGAUAGCUUCAGCUCCGAUAGCAAUUUCAGUUCACCCAAUAAUGGCAGCGUUUCGCAGCCGGAGAGCGGCUUCGAGGAUGAUUAUAAUGCACGAUCGCGUCCAGCGACACAGAGUCCCCUCGUCGCUGAUCCUUGGGAGGCGGUGGACAACAGCAGCAGCGGCAUCUAUAGCAACGGCGUCGUUGAUAGUUUUGGUGCUGCACCGGUGCGCCAGUUGCAGCCACAACAUCUAGUGCAACACCAAGCAACGCGUAGCUCAGAUAAUCCCCUGUGCAAUGGCCGGAGUCUGUUGCCGCCCGCUCAAUCGCUGACGAUGCCCACCAUCAUCAAGCCGAAGAUAUCGCAGAAGCCUAAAGCACCAAAGCCGCCACCAUUCAUUGGCCAGCCGCCACGAUUUGGUUAUGCCGGCAGCACUCAACCGCCCUGUCCACCUUCGCCGCCAAUGCCUAGUUGUGCUCCUCCGCCACUUUCUGCAGUGGCAGCUGCUACUGGGCACAUCUCACUGCUGGACGUGAUCUCGGGCAAGGUGGAUGCUCUGGCGUUGGGCAACGGCAGCUCUGGUUAUGUCGAGGAGGAGCAUCUGCCAUAUGCCAUUGCACUCUACGAUUUUGAUGGCGUCGAGGAGGAUGAUCUAAAUUUCAGAGAGAACGAAAAGAUUUAUUUGCUGGAACAGCCCACUCCGGAAUGGUAUCGCGGACGUACACGCUCCGGCUGUGAGGGCCUCUUCCCCGUUAAUUAUGUGGAAACCAAGGUGCCAUUAAGCGGCUGUGCAACGAAUGAUGCAACUCAGGGGCAACAGCAACCAACCCAACAACAACAACGGUUGAACACUGCGCGCUGCCUUUAUAAUUUCCCCGGCGAGGUUCAGGGAGAUCUGCCCUUAAGGGAAAACCAGCUGGUCAACGUGCUUUGUCGCAUCAAUGAGGAUUGGCUAUUCGGCGAGGUUGACGGACGGCAGGGUCAGUUUCCGGCUAAUUUCUUAGAGCAUAUACCCUUCGAUCUGCCGUCGAUGUGAGGAGGGAUGGAUGAUGAUGGGAUUAUUUGAAAAUAUAUAUGUUUAUCAAUAAGAAGCAGGAAUCAGAAACUAUAUUUUAAUUAUAUAUAUACAAGGAUUAUAUGUCGAUAAGAAAAGGGAGUAGCAGCAGCAAAUAUCGUUGGAACUGAAACAAAUUGUAUUUCCUCUUGGUUACCCACACACAGACACACACACAAAACACAAAAACUAAUUAUAUAUAAUAUACGUGCGUUAAGUCUCGAGUUUAUAGGAGUUAUUUAAAAAGAGAAACCCAUUUUACAGCGUAGUAGUUUGAGCCAGCACCUAAUUUAAGACCCAAAAUUCUUUUUCCAUUUAAUAAUUGUUAACAUAAUUCUGAUUCAAAGUAUUUGAUUAUUUUUGAUGCACUUGCAAAUGAGUCGCGUGAUGAUCUUUUGAUCCUUUUAUAAUAGUUAAAAAAAAAAAAAAACAUAAUACACAGAAAACACAAAUAUUUUUUUUUAGUUAGUUAGUCAUUUAGCUAGGCACAUUUACCAUUUCCAAUUGAAUAAAAUACAUAUGUGUGCUAUUUAAAAAUGAAUUACCACUUAAGCUGUAGUCGGGACUAACCAAAUAUCAGGCAACAACUAACUAAACUAAAAUAAAUGUCAAGCUACGAUGAACUGAAAUAAAUGAGAAUGCUAAAAAAUUC